CAUUCCGUUUCUUCCGGUUCUUUAUUCUAUGGUUUCUUCCUGCAGAUUGCGUUCGUCUGCACCUCUUGCAUGUGCACGCCUUUGCCUUCUACUGUGCGCUGCAACAUUUUGUUUCUGUAUCGGCCGGUGGCUCCAGCGAUGUACGAAAAACAGAAGAAAGCCCACAAGACGUUUCCGCGCGGCUCUGUGGUUGACGAGCACGGGAAGGGACAGCAGGGCCACUUUUUCCUGCUUCCAAGAAAAUCGAAGACCACAGCUCCAGUACGGGUAACUCCACCACGUCUGUGUUUGGGUGUUUCAGGGCCCCUUUAAGCCAGCCUGGUACCUCGGUUGAUAUCAAGUGUUGCCCCGAUCCUGUUAUAAAUUGCCUUGGUGAAUUUUGUACAACAUGGACAGCACACAAAUGGCAAGAGAGACCUUAAAAACCACCAUGGGUGAGGCGACACAAGUGAGCUCCCUGCCGCUGCCGCCACGCAGUAUGUCGGCCUCAACACGGAUGAAAAACUGCUGUGCGGACUGUCACCACCACGGCCACUCCAGGAAGGCUACUCCAUGUUUGGCGUGCCUUUCCACGGUCAGGGAGCCCAUCAUUCGACUCCUGGAGAGUCGGGGCAUCCGGCGGCUCUACCCGCAGAACUACGAGCACAGGAAGGAGCUGAAGAAGCUCAACCACUCGCUGCUGGUCAACUUCCUGGACAUGGUUGACGUUCUGAUCCGCUGCCCUGACACCUCUAAGCGGCUCGUGAAAAAGGAAGACAUGAGCCUGCUCUUUGUGCGCGUGCACCACCUCAUCGAGUUUCGGCCGCACCAGACAUUCGGGAGACACUCCCAGGUCAUGCUGGACAUGCAAAGGUGGCAGCGGCUCGACACAGCGCACCGCUUCCACAAGGAGCUGGACAAGGUGCGUGAAAUUCUUUAGAAUACCCUGAGCAUGCUUCCCGAGCCAGAGUCCCUUGCAGCCUGGCAGCAGCCAAGCAAAGCCACAAUUGCGACCUGCCUAAUCCAGGGCCCAGUGUCCAUGCAGGGACACUGCCUUAGCCAAGACCGCAUCUUGUGCGGAAUAGUGGAUGCACUCUGACUAUUGCCGCAGCAAGUGCUGGCUGCGGGCAACACAAUGCCGAUGCACGAGGAGGCACCCAGAACCUCAACCAACUGAUGGGGAGGGGGGGAAGUGAUGGAGAGGGGGGUUCUACUCCAGCGGCAGCUCCUUACGCACAGCCGCGAAGGCACCGUAUCUUAGCGGUGCCUAGAUACGGUGCUUGUAGCCACAGACGGCACGAAGGUUAAUUCGCUUCAGAAUAACUUCUUAAGCGAGUUGGUGUUUACUGAACACAAUACUUAGUAGCGCAAAACUCGAAAAAAAGACAACAGUGAAAGACGAGAGGAAAGGAAAGACGAGCGCUACACUCACAACUGUUUAUUCCGAAGUAGGGCUUGCUGUAUAUACAAAAACAUACGCAUGCGCAAACGCAUAAAACACACAAAGGGCGCCAGUCAGCGGAAGGCUGUGUAGUCACAUUAUAUGCUUAGCAAUCUCAUUUCCGAAUCAUAAAGUCGCACAGUCCUUUGACUAACGCAGGCUAGACCAUUGAUUUGGAUGUGGUAGGCCUCUAACAGUUCACGAGCGGUUUUGUUCUUGCUUUUGCCUAGGAUCCUGACAUUAAAAAACAGCGGUUCACAGUCGGGACAAGACCUGCAAUGCGCAGACAAGUGUGUGGUGGUAUCCUUCUUUAAAAGAUUUGCGUGCUCUCUCAUUUGGUCGUUGAUGCAGCGCCCCGUUUGCCCAAUGUAGCACUUGCCACAGCUGAGGGGGAUGAGAUAAACCACUCCAGCGGAACAAUGCACGUAACGCUGAACAUGCUGUACUGUGCACCCGUUCGUUGCGCCACCCGUGAUUCGAGGGCAGAAACGGGCCAGCUUGUUCGGGGCGGAAAAAACCACUAGUACUCCGUACCUGUUCGCCACCUUCUUAAGGUUGUGGCUAACCUUGUGAAGGUACGGCACCACUUGUGCCUUUUUUCGAGCGUUGCGCUCGAAUUCAUCGCCCACCUGAGGCUUUUUGUUGCCUUUCAGCUUCUGGAGCAGAUUCCCCCACUGACGUCAACACCGAGCGAGGGUAGCCUUUCUGUAAAUAUAGAAGAAUUAUUUUACUCUAUACCGCAUCGCGAAUUGUUUGUUGCUAUCAAAGCAUGCAUAGAUGCCCGUGGUGAAUUGGAAUUUCAGACUGCAAUUGGUCUUAGUUCUGACAAUUUUCUGGCCUUAUUUUAAGCCUAUCUCAAAAAUACUUUUGUUCUUUUUGACAACCAACUCGACUUACAAAAGAGGGGCAUAUGUAUUAGUUCGUGCUUAGCUUAGCGCCCUUGCUAUGUGACCUAUUUCUUUCUGAAAUGGAUAUAAUCCUUGACAACUGCUUUGAGAACACGCAUGUGAUAAAAGUUUUUAGAUAUGGAGACGAUUUUUUAAUCCUUUUGGACGAAAAGUAUUCCUCUACCGACAUUGAUGAAAUCACCACAGUUUUAAGCCUUUUUAAACUUCAUGGCAAUGGCCUAUCUUUUACCCACGAGAUUCCGGCUAAGAACGCGCUGCAGUUUUUAGAUUUAAACUUGAAGUUUUUAAAACAACAUGUCUGUUGGAGCUAUUCACCACGUGCUAAGAAAGAGCUUUUACCAUACGAUUCUGCCACUCGAAAAUUAUUAAACGAGGGAUCGCAAUAACCUGCCUGGGGUCUGUGCUUAAGAAAUCGUGCGUUCACAGGAUCGGGACGAGUUUUGAAAAUCAGAUUGAGCUGCUUUUAAAAGCCGGCUACCCUCGCUCGGUGUUGAAGUCAGUGUGGGAAUUGUUGCUCCAGAAGCUGAAAGGCAACAAAAAGCCUAAGGUGGGCGAUGAAGUCGAGCGCAAUGCUCGAAAAAAGGCACAAGUGGUGCCGUACCUUCACAAGGUUAGCCACAACCUUGAGAAGGUGGCGAACAGGUACGGAGUACCAGUGGUUUUUUCCGCCCCGAACAAGCUGGCCCGUCUCUGCCCUCGAAUCACGGGUGGCGCUACGAAUGGGUGCACAGUACAGCACGUUCAGCGUUACGUGCAUGGUUCCACUGGAGUGGUUUAUCUCAAUCCUCUCAGCUGUGGCAAGUGCUACAUUGGGCAAACGGGGCGCUGCGUCAACGACCGAAUGAGGCAGCACGCAAAUCUUUUAAAGAAGGAUACCACCGCACAAUUUUCUGGGCAUUGCAGGUCUUGUCCCGACUGUCAACCGCUGUUUUUUAAUGUCAGGAUCCUAGGCAAAAGCAAGAACAAAACCGCUCGUGAACUGUUAGAGGCCUACCACAUCCAAAUCAAUAGUCUAGCCUGCGUUAGUCAAAGGACUGUGACACGUUAUGAUUCGGAAAUGAGAUUGCUAAGCAUAUAAUGUGACUACACAGCCUUCCGCUGACUGGCGCCCUUUGUGUGUUUUAUGCGUUUGCGCAUGCGUAUGUUUGUGUAUAUAUAGCAAGCCCUGCUUCGGAAUAAACAGUUGUGAGGCUAGCGCUCGUCUUUCCUCUCGUCUUUCACUGUCUUCUUUUUUUUUUUUUCGAGUUUUGCGCUACUAAGUAGCAUGUUCAGUUAAUUCGCUUGCUGCUGCUGCCGCACUUCCUCACUUCAGCGUUUUGACAGUGAGUUUCUGCGGUCAUCGAGCGAGAUGUGUUCAUGUUUACCUGCGGCACGCAUGACACCGCACUUGUUAAUUUAGUUAGUAAGCGAAUGUUUGCAAGUUUAUACGGCUGAAAAAACUACUAUCCUUAGUUCGUAUAGUUGUCCACAAAUUCGCUAUCGUAAUCGAUGCUUCGCCUUUCGGGCGAAACUGCUACAUUUUUUCUGGAAGACGUGUUGAAGCGAGAGGCUGAAGUUGGGAACUGGUGAAAAGAAACACCGGGUGUUUUCCCGGAACGGGACUUGCAAUACACCAUCACACAGCAGUUAUAUACCGAUGUGCAAUGAACGGCGCCAAGUCUUGGCUGUGGCCGCGCAUACUAAAGGCUGUACAACUGUCUUCAGGAGCCCACAAAUUACUGCAUAUAUACUGAACAACACUGACACAGCACCGAAUAAAAUGCGCAGGAAAACGAUCGUGAGAGCGCGAAGGCAAGCAUGCACGCGAAGCAGGGCAGGAAGGGUCAGGGUUGCAGCGCUCCUACUGCCUACGGGUGGCGAAACGUGCUGAGAAACUCUCCCAUUGUUUCCCCGACGGGUGACAGGGCCGUAAGAAGCGAGCGCGCGCGCCAGUCGAGCCCGGCCGUGGUUAUACUAAUGCAAGGUGCCAGGAUAUACAGUAAAUUGUGGCAACCUAUUGUGAAAUAUGAUUUUAUAGCUCCAAACCUGGCUGGCAUUGAGUGUGCUCGUUGUGUCCAUACUCGUAGUCGUAAGUCAGCAUACUCUCUCAGGCUCAUUUCACAGGUGAAUAUGUGCGCAGGAACUGUCAGUGGGUGGACAUGAGUACAAAAGCUAUUCAGUGCUGGUGAGCAGUCAUGAACAUACAAUUGCUGUGAGUGUUGAGUGGGAGUGGGUAUGGUUUUCAGGAAGUCUUCCCGCUCCCUCUACAGUGGUUUCCGAACCUAUGAGUCUCCUAUUAAUUAUGUACAAUGGGGUUUUAGAGUUACUCAAGAACGUUAAAACUCAUUUAACUCGUACUUUAAUAUCGAACGGUAUUUUUACCCGCCAUUGGAUAUAUAGAACGCCGCGCGAGCUCGGCACUCGCUGCACCCGCGAGCUCUGCGCCUCUGCCGAAACGCUCGGGAAAUGUGAGAGCGAGAGAAGCUCUGACUGUACUAGAAUAAUGGGAGAGUGUCCAAAGCGCCGGCAAGGGCCUUUUUCUGUGAACUGUCGCGCUGCGCCGCUGCUGCUCCGGACCCGUGGGCUUUUCGCACGCGGGAAGCGAGGGUCGUCUGCUACGCGCUGUAGUUUUUUGCGUUCAGUUUCCAGGCAAAGCACUUAAAGUCUAUUUAACUUCAACAGUGUGGUGCUGCAUGGAGCUUACCCAUCUUUGAGCAUAGUCUUUGAGCUUGGGCAGCAAGAGAAUGCAAAACCUAACGCGUCAAACUCAUCAGCGCGGACUAGCUCCGGUGCUCGAGUUCGGGAACGGUAAUGCGGUAACUGUGCGUGGUAGAAACGCGCUAAAUGAGCCCGCGCAAGGAAAGAAUGUAAAAAACGGUAUUCACAUGGGUAUGCGUUCAAUAGCACCAUGCUUGCAAGAAUAAGAGUAACGAAAAAAGGAAAUUACUUGCGAAGUCAAGUGAAAUACUUACGCGCGUGCAGUGACCGCUUCGCUCACCACUACGCGCUUUUCACUCACGGUCAGUUUGGUUUAGAGCCAUACGCAUAUGUAUUUAUUUAUUCAUCCAUUUUUUAGCCUCGACAAUACUUUAUUACGAAGAGAGCGCAGGUAGAAGGUGUAAGGGAAACAAGAGAAGGAGCAGAGACGGCCCUAACGCCGCAAUAUUGUUGGUCUAUUUCGCUUCAGAGAUAGCGUACACAAACAACUCUUGCUGUACGCUAUCUCUUCAAUACAAACUUCGCGCACGAUGUACCUUAAGGUCCACCGUGAGCGAAGCUUGUUUCAAGUUCGGACAUUCGAAAGGAAAGCCAUUCCAGC
This is a messenger RNA of Dermacentor silvarum, 5626 nucleotides long. Its product is annotated as mediator of RNA polymerase II transcription subunit 7. Gene Ontology annotation, cellular component: core mediator complex; mediator complex. NCBI's taxonomy places the organism in Eukaryota, Metazoa, Arthropoda, Arachnida, Ixodida, Ixodidae. The transcript is spliced from 6 exons. Bases 389 to 919 code for a protein of 176 amino acids. The record is from RefSeq and is a predicted model, not a curated record. Gene Ontology annotation, molecular function: transcription coregulator activity. Gene Ontology annotation, biological process: regulation of transcription by RNA polymerase II.